Penicillium expansum is the source of this 1725-nucleotide messenger RNA. Its product is annotated as MFS transporter. The record is from RefSeq and is a predicted model, not a curated record. Gene Ontology annotation, molecular function: transmembrane transporter activity. Bases 1 to 1725 code for a protein of 574 amino acids. Gene Ontology annotation, biological process: transmembrane transport. NCBI's taxonomy places the organism in Eukaryota, Fungi, Ascomycota, Eurotiomycetes, Eurotiales, Aspergillaceae. The transcript is spliced from 3 exons.
AUGUCUCACAGCCCACACGAUACUAGCUCUAAUGGAAGCGACGAUGACAUCAGUACUAUCAUGACGAGGCCUGAUCGCCGUUUCUCGGAAAUUGGGUCCACGCGCUCAGGGACCAUCAGUCGCCGACAAAGUAACAUAAACGAUGUCGAACUAGAGCGAAUCAAUACUUAUCGACUCCAACAUCGCUCAACCGUUGGCUCCGUUGCUGGAAUCACACCACGCGAACAGUGGCUCCCCCUCGGAGCUGGCAAGCCUCAUCCGCCAUCCCUCCCGGAUCCAGAACAAUACAUUGUCGAAUUCAACGAUGCAAACGAUCCCCUCCACCCCCAGAACUGGCCACUCAAACGCAAAAUCGGUAUAUCAGUGACCCUGGCAUACACAACCUUCGUUUCGUCUUUCUCUAGUGCCAUCUACUCCUCCGCGGUCGGACAAAUCAGUGGUCAUUUUCACAUCAGCACUGAAGUCGCUAUCCUCGGUGUGACACUAUAUGUCCUGGGAUUUGCUUCGGGUCCGACGAUAUGGGCACCGGCGAGUGAGCUCAUUGGAAGAAGAUGGCCAAUCUGCAUUGGCAUGUUCGGAUACUCCCUUUUCGCCAUCGCGGCAGCGACUAGCAAGGAUGUCCAAACCUUGAUGUUGACAAGAUUCUUUGCCGGAUUUUUCUCUGCUAGUCCGAUCGCUAUUGUUCCGGCCGUGUUUGCCGAUAUUUGGAAUAACCAGACGCGGGGUGUGGCUAUCGCUAUGUUCGCCAUGGCUGUCUUCGUGGGGCCUUUUGCCUCCCCGUUCACUGGUGGCUUCAUCACAAUGUCUCAUUUGGGAUGGAGGUGGACCAUGUACAUCUCGUCCAUCAUGGGAUGGCUUGCCACUGGUCUUUGUCUUCUUUUCUUGAAAGAAACCUAUGCACCUGCUGUCCUUGUGGAAAAAGCGGCCCUCCUGCGACGGCAGACGCAUAAUUGGGGAAUCCGCGCUAGACAAGAAGAGAUCGAGCUCGAUUGGGGCGAGCUGAUUACGAACAACUUCAGUCGGCCAUUCCGUAUGCUUUUUACCGAGCCAAUUGUUUUCCUGAUCUCUCUAUGGAUGAGUUUUGUAUAUGGCCUAAUGUACGCGCUUCUCAGUGCCUACCCGGUUGUGUUCCAAGGAAUCCACGGAAUGAACCUCGGUGUUGGAAGUCUCCCAUUCAUCGGAUUGAUUAUCGGCGAGGUUCUAGCUGGCGCCUAUAUCCUUUUCGAUCAGAGGUCAUAUACCAAAAAGCUAGCUGCCAACAACAACAUCCCUGUUCCGGAAUGGAGACUUCCUCCUGCCAUUCUUGGGGGCGUUUGCUUCUGUGUCGGGCUCUUCUGGUAUGGCUGGACUGGAUGGACAAAGUCAAUCCAUUGGAUGGCCCCCACCGCCAGCGGAGUGGUGACUGGAUUCGGCAUCUAUGUCAUCUUCCUGCAGUGCUUCAAUUAUUUGAUUGACUCCUAUUUGCCAUUUGCCGCAUCUGUGUUUGCUGCCAAUACCAUUAUUCGAUCAGCAGUGGGAGCUUCAUUCCCCCUGUUCUCGAAGCAGAUGUUUGUGAACUUGGGUGUGCAAUGGGCUGCCACGCUUCUUGGAUGUCUUGCACUUAUCAUGAUUCCGAUUCCCUUGUUAUUCAUCAAAUGGGGACCUGCAUUGCGUAAGAAGUCUAAAUUUGCUCCGGUCUUCGAGCCUCUUGCAGCAAACUCAGAGAAAGGGGAAGAGGCUGUCUAG